Molecule: messenger RNA, 381 nt
Organism: Sphenostylis stenocarpa
Lineage: Eukaryota; Viridiplantae; Streptophyta; Magnoliopsida; Fabales; Fabaceae
Source: the annotation of a GenBank genome assembly
AUGUGCAAAGGUAUAGAAGAAAAAAAGCAUGCUGGUUCAUGCAGGAGCUUGCCACCUGCAGAGAAGUCUUCGUUUGCUGUUACAAGAGGUUGUUCGACAUCCUGUGAACUGUGUGGUUUCCAGGCUUCUUUGUAUUGUCUAGCAGAUGAUGCGUAUUUGUGCAGAAAAUGUGACAAAUGGGUUCACAGUGCUAAUUUUUUAGCCCUGAGACAUGUAAGGUGUUUUUUAUGCAACACAUGUCAGAACCUUACUCAGAGAUAUCUGAUUGGAGUCUCAGCAGAGAUCGUUCUUCCAGCAAGAUGGAUUGAGCAGAAACAGAACCUUCCUAACAUCCAUGAAUAUCGUUCAAGAACGAUAAACAAACCUUUAAACUUUCUCUAG